CAAAUCCCAUACUACCCUAGUAUAUUUAAUCCAUUAUGUUUGUAAUGUGUAGGAUGAGAAUAUCUGAUAUAAUAGGUUCAUUCAGCAGGCCUUACCUCCGCCCAGUAGACGGCAGCAAAUUCAACAGAUGAGACUGUAGGCUACCCUUGAAAUACUGAAGAAGAAACACAUUCACUUUUGUUGUGUGUGUUGGGUGAAAGCGGUACAGGGGAAAAUGUUGUCGAAAGCUGUGAAAACGUGUUUUUCCGGUGUGAAAAAUGUAUGUCGAGGUGGACAAGUACUUUCCACUGCAAAUACCAGGUGCGUUUCGUAGUUUUGCGUGGACAUUUUACUGGGGAAACGGUGUUUAUUUAACGUUUAAUUUACUGUUAUUGAGCAGGAAAUAUGUUCGUUGUUUUUUCUAUUGUGUUGAAUUCAUUGAAAUUGUCAUUAAACAUAAUAUUUUAGUUAGACAGUGUUGUCAUAUGUAGUCAGUAAGCAAAAUAUAGCUACUUGAAGUGUUCGACAUUGUCUGUUGACCCACUAAUGCGAAACUGGGACACAGUCACCUUUGGCACACUUUCCCAGAAAUGGCCUUUUAAAGCCUAUCUAACGUUUGCCUUUACAUAUGAGGUAACUAGGGGGGUUGAAUAUAACUCAGCUAUCCAACACUGCUAACUACAGAUUGUUACACCAGAUAAUGUGAUUUUAUUCUGUAGCUACAUCACUGCAUACUCCCUAUUCAUGAAUUCUGACACUCCUGAUUGAUUGCUCCUACCUUGGUUUGGUUGCUUGGUUUUUUUAUUUUAUUUUAUUUCACCUUUAUUUAACCAGGUAAGCCAGUUGAGAACAGGUUCUCAUUUACAACUGCGACCUGGCCAAGAUAAAGCAAAGUAGUGCAAUAAAAACAACACAGAGUUACAUAUGGGGUAAAAAACAUAAAGUGAGAAAUACAACUGAAAAUAUAUAUACAGUGUGUGCAAAUGUAGCAAGUUAUGGAGGUAAGGCAAUAAAUAGGCUAUAGUGCAGAAUAAUUACAAUAGUAUUAACACUGGAAUGCUAGAUGUGCAAGAGAUUAUGUGCAAAUAGAGAUACUGGGGUGCAAAAGAGCAAAAUAAAUAACAAUAUAGGGAUGAGGUAGUUGGGUGGGCUAAUUUCAGAUGGGCUGUGUACAGGUGCAGUGAUCGGUAAGGUGCUCUGACAACUGAUGCUUAAAGUUAUUGAGGGAGAUAAGAGUCUCCAGCUUCAGAGAUUUUUGCAAUUCGUUCCAGUCAUUGGCAGCAGAGAACUGGAAGGAAUGGCGGCCAAAGGAGGUGUUGGCUUUGGGAAUGACCAGUGAGAUAUACCUGCUGGAGCGCAGACUAAGGGUGGGUGCUGCUAUGGUGACCAAUGAGCUAAGAUAAGGCGGGGAUUUGCCUAGCAGUGAUUUAUAGAUGGCCUGGAGCCAGUGGGUUUGACGACGAACAUGUAGUGAGGACCAGCCAACAAGAGCGUACAGGUCACAGUGGUGGGUAGUGUAUGGGGCUUUGGAGACAAAACGGAUGGCACUGUGAUAGACUACAUCCAAUUUGCUGAGUAGAGUGUUAGAGGCUAUUUUGUAAAUGACAUCGCCGAAGUCAAGGAUCGGUAGGAUAGUCAGUUUUACGAGGGCAUGUUUGGCAGCAUGAGUGAAGGAGGCUUUGUUGCGAAAUAGGAAGCCGAUUCUAGAUUUAACUUUGGAUUGGAGAUUCUUUAUGUGAGUCUGGAAGUUGAGUUUACAGUCUAACCAGACACCUAGGUAUUUGUAGUUGUCCACAUACUCUAGGUCAGACCCGUCGAGAGUGGUGAUUCUAGUCGGGUGGGCGGGUGCCAGCAGCGUUCGAUUGAAAAGCAUGCAUUUAGUUUUACUAGUGUUUAAGAGCAGUUGGAGGCUACUGAAGGAUUGUUGUAUGGCAUUGAAGCUCGUUUGGAGGUUUGUUAACACCGUGUCCAAUGAAGGGCCAGAUGUAUACAAAAUGGUGUCGUCUGCGUAGAGGUGGAUCUGAGAGUCACCAGCAGCAAGAGCGACAUCAUUGAUAUACACGGAGAAAAGUGUCGGCCCAAGAAUUGAACCCUGUGGCACCCCCAUAGAGACUGCCAUAGGUCCAGACAACAGGCCCUCCGAUUUGACACACUGAACUCUAUCUGAGAAGUAGUUGGUGAACCAGGCGAGGCAGUCAUUUGAGAAACCAAGGCUAUUUAGUCUGCCAAUAAGAAUGCGGUGGUUGACAGAGUCGAAAGCCUUGGCCAGGUCGAUGAAGACGGCUGCACAGUACUGUCUAUUAUCAAUCGCGGUUAUAAUAUCGUUUAGGACCUUGAGCGUGGCUGAAGUGCACCCGUGACCAGCUCAGAAACCGGAUUGCAUAGCGGAGAAGGUACGGUGGUAUUCGAAAUGGUCGAUGAUCUGUUUGUUAACUUGGCUUUCGAAUACUUUCGAAAGGCAGGGCAGGAUGGAUAUAGGUCUGUAGCAGUUUGGAUCUAGAGUGUUACCCCCUUUGAAGAGGGGGAUGACCGCGGCAGCUUUCCAAUCUCUGGGAAUCUCAGACGUUAUGAAAGAGAGGUUGAACAGACUAGUAAUAGGGGUUGCGACAAUUUCGGCGGCUAGUUUUAGAAAGAAAGGGUCCAGAUUGUCUAGCCCAGCUGAUUUGUAGGGGUCCAGAUUUUGCAGCGCUUUCAAAACAUCAGCUGUCUGAAUUUGUGUGAAGGAGAAGCGGGGGGGGGCAUGGGCAAGUUGCAGCAGAGGGUGCAGAGUUGGUGGCCGGGUUAGUGGUAGCCAGAUGGAAAGCAUGGCCAGCUGUAGCAAAAUGCUUGUUGAAAUUCUCGAUUAUUGUAGAUUUAUCGGUGGUUAACUUAACUAAUGGCAUUAGGUUAAUGUCAUUCGAGGUUACUCAGACCACCAUGGGGGAGCUAGUCUCAUUCCAUGACUCAAAAUCCACUACUAACUACACUGAUGUCAGAAUAAGGCUCAGCUUAUUACUUUUUAGCAAGCACACAAGUGUUUCAGUAUACCACACCUAAAGAUUAAAGGUAGACUUUGUAGGAUACGUUAGGCCUUACAACAGCCUUGUUAUGCCCUUAGACCAACAUGUAGUUUAUUUAUAAGUGAUCGUGCCUCCAUUUCCCAGAUUGCAACACAGCCAGCCCCAGGAAGGGGAUGCUCCCCCGUCCAAUCGUCCGGAGACGUCCAGCGCCAAGACUCUGAUGGACAUCGGUACCCGCAGGAUCUUCAACGACGACCAUGACAUGUUCAGGGAGAGUGUCCGACGUUUCUGGACAGAGGAGGUGGUGCCCUACCACAAGGAGUAUGUAUUGCCUGUCUGUAACCAUCUCCGCAUGUGCCUAGUGUUGCCCAUCAGGGUCCUGUUCAUUAAUCACCAAACGGUAGGAAACUGACUGAAACAAAUAGGGAGGAGCCAGCUGUAAAACGCUUGUUUUCCAUUGCAGAACGUUUUGAAAUGGUUUUGCUACUGUGUGACAUAAUAAACAGGACCCUGAUGAACAAGCUUUUUUCCCCCCAGUGAACUGAAUGGUUUUGAUGAUGUGAUUUAUAUUGUGAUGAUGACACAAUGCUGACUUAAGGUAUUAUCUCUGUCUUCCCUCCCCUCUCCCCCCUCCAGGUGGGAGAAGGCAGGUAUGGUGAGCAGGGAGCUAUGGCAGAAGGCUGGGGAGCAGGGUCUGUUGGGGAUCCUCACUCCAGAGGAGCACGGUGGGAUCGGAGGAGAUCUGCUGUCUGCAGCUGUGAUGUGGGAGGAGCAGUGAGUAUCUUGUCCUGAUCUGGGAUCAGCUCCCCACUGUCCGUAUAAUCAUAUUCAUAAUGAUCUAAACUGAUCCUAGAUCAGUACUCAUACUCCGAUACGCUAUAUGAAUACAGACCCUGGUGUAGGAGUGGGUUGAUUGGCUAGUGUUUCCCCAAGCUCUAUUGCUAUGACCAUGGGCGUAAAUGAGAAUGUAGUAGUUGUGAUACAUUUCAAACAACUGACUUAACUUAGAUGGCUACUGAUCUAAAUGCUAUUCUGUCAACAGGCUUUGUGUUGUACUGAAAGUCAGAGGGGAUAAUAAUAGGACUCACACACUCCGACCCACCCAACCACUCACACACACACACACCCUCCCACCCACACACACCCACCCACCCACCCACACCCACCCACUCACACACACCCUCACUCCCACCCACCCACCCACCCACUCACACCCACUCUCCCACCCAGUCACACAUAGCAGACCCCUCUCCUCACCCUGUCUCUCUUUGUCUUUGAGGAUGUACUCUAACUGCUCUGGCCCAGGCUUCGCCCUCCACUCUGAGAUUUGCAUGCCCUACAUCAGUAACUACGGCUCCAAGGAACAGAUCGAUCGCUUCAUACCGCAGAUGGCUGCUGGGACCUGCAUCGGGGCUAUCGCCAUGACGGAGCCAGGAGCUGGCAGGUGAGGACUUUUAACACUACUGGGCAAAGCUGAGCCAAGCUGAGCUGUACUGUGCUGGUCUGGUUACACAUCCACUUGAGUUGUUGGUACCCUACUGGAAAGGAUGAUGUGAAAAGAAAAUAUCCAAGCAGGCACAGUACGGUCUGGGUCGGCACCAUGGUGUGAAAAGGGUAUUAAUGGUUCAUUUAAUAGGCUAUACUUUCAACAUGAGAAUUUGACGAUGUUAAGGUCAAUGUGGGGUCAUUCUGCCUGUUUUCUGUUUUCAUUAUAAUGUGUGCUCCAACUUCUACCUCUGUCUAGUCAAUAGCAGUCCAUCCUAAAGAUCCUCUCUUCUCUCCUUUCUACCCAGUGACCUCCAAGGUGUCAGGACGUACGCUAAGAAGGACGGCGAUGACUGGAUCCUCAACGGUAACAAGGUGCGUUCAGGGUGGAUGUGGUUUAACCAGACUAGGGUUGUGUUUAGUCGGGCACACCGUAGCAAAACGUUUUGCAGUGGAGAAUGAAAAUCAGUUUUCUUGUUUGACAGAUUUGAGUAGUACCUCCCCCGUUUUCAAAAUGUUUUCUCCCAACUGAACAUGACCCAUGUCAUUGACCUCUGUCCCUUGACCCGCAGGUGUUCAUCACCAACGGUUGUAUGGCCGACAUGGUGAUCGUGGUGACCGUAACGAACCGCGAGGCGAAAACAGCGGCCCACGGGAUCAGCCUCUUUCUGGUGGAGAAAGGAAUGCCGGGCUUCCAGGCGGGCAAGAAGCUGGAAAAGAUUGGCCUGAUGGCACAGGUACAGUCAGAAAUCUAAAUCGCUCAUUUUUUAACCCUAUCUCGUUAAGGGGCCAUUUUGACCACCUGGCUGGGUUCAAAUACUUUGAUUGAAACUGCAUGUAGAACCAGAUGGAUGGGUUGCACUUUUUGGACUCUUCCAUUGGUUCCAUUGCGCUGGGCAAGCUCAGUCGAAGGCAGCUAAAGUAUUUGAAAGAAAACAAACACUAUUGAAUCCAGGUCUGGUCAAAUAAAAAGACCCCUCGUUGCUUCAAACAGUCGGUUUGACAUUGACGUCCCUUGAGAAGUGGGUUCAGAUGACCAGAAGGGGUCACUGUCAUGCCAGCCCAGUAUAGAACAGCCAUUACCUUCUAUAUAUAAUAACCGUUUUCUCUCUGACCCCAGGACACGGCCGAGCUGUUCUUUGAGGACGUGCGUCUCCCUGCUUCUGCCCUGCUGGGACAGGUCAACAAGGGCUUCUACUACCUGAUGAAUGAGCUGCCACAGGUACACAACAACACCUUUCAGAGAUGAAUUACACUUGCAUUAUACCAGGGUUGGGGUCAGUUACAUUUUGAUUUAGGAAGUAAGCUGAAAUUGCAAUUGUAUUUAUUUAAAAAGCAACGAGUGAAUUGACCUCUAACCUAUUCUAUGUACUUGAUUAUCACAAAGGUAUUGCUAUAACUAGUAGCUACAAACCGCCUCAUUAUUACUACUCCUCACCUUCCCUGUUCCUCCUCGUUCUUCCAGGAGCGCCUGCUGAUUGCAGACAUGGCCAUCGCCAGCAGUGAGUUCAUGUUUGAGGAGACCAGGAACUAUGUGACACAGAGGAAGGCUUUCGGCAAGACCAUCGCUCACCUUCAGGUUGGAUAACGUUAUCUUUGACUGGUGUUUCUGCUGUAGCAACCAGUGGCGUAUUCAGUCUAGUGGACCACUGACUCUAUCGGGGCGGUAGGUAACCUAGGGUAGAGAAGCUGAAAAAAAGUGGGGACUGAACUGGCAACUAGAAGGCUGCUGGUGUCAGAUCCUGUCUAUCCUGCCGUUGUGCCCUUGAGCAAGGCACUUAACCCAAAACUAGCUCCAUAGAACACAUUUAUGUUUGAUCAAAUGAAGGAAUGAAGUUGUAUUGUAUUAUGUUGAAGUGAUCCACUAACUCCAUCCCCCUGUCUCUUGGCCUGGUGCAGACAGUGCAGCACAAGCUGGCAGAGCUGAAGACUGAGAUCUGUGUGGGCCGCUCCUUUCUAGACAACUGUCUCCAGCUCCACUCAGAGAAACGCCUGGACUCUCAAACAGCCUCUAUGGCCAAGUACUGGUGAGAACACAACCAAAUACUAACUUACCCCUCUUUUACCAGCUUUACGGUACUCCAGUCAAGAACUGUCAGUAUGUUUGACAGGUAAAGUGCACUUGAACACACAGCUACCCUUAUGGAUUUAAAGGGAGUGGAUUGGUAUUAGAAUGAUGCUGGAUAUUUCUUUCCAGCCAAUGCUUUUAAAUCCAUGAUUAAGAGUUUGGAAGUGCACACUUCAGGGAGAAGAGCAGAGAAAUGUGAUCCCUCCUAUAUCGUCUGACUGUUUUGUUGUUCGCAGGGCGUCUGACCUCCAGAACUCUGUGGCCACCCGGUGUCUGCAGCUCCACGGGGGCUGGGGCUACAUGUGGGAGUACCCCAUCGCCAAGUGAGUGACAGUGAGACGUUUGUGUGUCAUGGAGAUAUACAAUAUUUUUCUAUUUAAUUCUAUGCUGUCUGUGCAUAUGAAAAUCCUCUCUCGCUCUCCGUCAGGGCGUUUGUGGACUCCCGUAUCCAGCCCAUCUAUGGAGGCACCAAUGAGAUCAUGAAGGAGCUGAUCGCCCGCAGUAUCGUCAGCCAGAAGUGAGGGAGACGUCCCAGUGACAUCACCAUGGAGGAGAGCUGGGGAGUGGUUAACAUAACAGGCUCUUACACCAACAGCAGUUUUGACUGGGUUAGCUACUUAGCUUGUUGUCGGUGCCUUUUAAAGUGAUUGUCAUGGUGACUGAAGGUAGGCCAGUGGUAUGUCUGGGGUGAAUCUGAACUUUCACUUAAAUAAAAUGUUCACUUAGUCUCCAAUUGACUUCAAUGCAUGACUGAGAUAAAAUUGACUUAAGUGGAACUUAGGAUUCACUCCUCUUUGAAUAAGCAUGGACUGAAAUAAUAGAUAUUUAGGGUUUCUCUAUUUAAUUUAUUUGCUAAUAUUGCCUGGGAAUAUGUGGUUUUAACGCUCUAGAUGUAGGGUUGUUUAUCCCUUUCCUUGGGCAUCUACAAGGCAAACAAUAUUUUAUUGAAUCCAUCCAUACAUCCUUUCACACUUGAAAUCUCAAGAGAUUGAAACAAUGAUCAAAUGCACAGAAUGAAAUUGUAUAUAUAUAUUUUAAACCAACUUUGUUUGUGUCCAACUGUUUGUCCUGGUGUGUUUAUGGGGGUAGAAAACGAAAUGGUAUAGUCACGUAAGUUAGAAUGUUCUAGUUUGAAUGAAAGAUGUUACAGUAUUUUAUCCAUCCAUGUGCCUUUUGUCCAAACCGGAAGUACCCUUGCUCUCUUCUACUUAUAACUAUUAAUGAUCAUCAUUAAAACACCACAACAAGCCGUGUAUUAGAACAUUGCAGUACGUUUGAUUGUUGUAUUAAAUUUGUUUUCUUUUAUCUAAACGCCACCUUAAUGUUGAUUUGAAAUAUAAUAUUGCUUGUUUAUUAAAGUUAUAGAUAAUUUUGGUGAUCCAUCUUACAAUUUUCAUUUGGUGCUGUUCUGUACUAUUGUGUUCUCUAUUGUUUAAUGUCACUUUCAGGAAGAGAUAUGGGGCGUUCUAUUGCAGUGGAGGAAGGCAUACAGGAAUAAUGUUUUGUUGAAGCCCAAAUCCCAUACUACCCUAGUAUAUUUCAUCCAUUAUGUUUGUAAUGUGUAGGAUGAGAAUAUCUGAUAUAAUAGGUUCAUUCAGCAGGCCUUACCUCCGCCCAGUAGACGGCAGCAAAUUCAACAGAUGAGACUGUAGGCUACCCUUGAAAUACUGAAGAAGAAACACAUUCACUUUUGUUGUGUGUGUUGGGUGAAAGCGGUACAGGGGGAAAUGUUGUCAAAAGCUGUGAAAACGUGUUUUUCCGGUGUGAAAAAUGUAUGUCGAGGUGGACAAGUACUUUCCACUGCAAAUACCAGGUGCGUUUCGUAGUUUUGCGUAGAAACUUUACUGGGGAAAUGGUGUUAAUUUAACGUUUAAUUUACUGUCAUUGAGCAGGAAAUAAGUUCGUUGUUUUUUCUAUUUUGAAUAGUGUUGAAUUCAUUGAAAUUGUCAUUAAACAUAACAUUUUAGUUAGACAGUGUUGUCAUAUAUGUAGUCAGUAAGCAAAAUUUAGCUACUUGAAGUGUUCGACAUUGUCUGUUGACCCACUAAUGCGAAACUGGGACACAAGUCACUUUUGGCACACUUUCCCAGAAAUGGCCUUUUAAAGCCUAUCUAACGUUUGCCUUUACAUAUGAGGUAACUAGGGGGGUUGAGUGUAACUCAGCUAUCCAACAGUGGCGGCUCCUGAAAAAAUUCUCAGGAGGGGCAAUUUUUCUGAUGAUUUAGGUGACCUACACACAUUUAAAAAAAGAUAUGUCCAGCAACAACAUGAAGACAGGGGCAGCAUAUAAGUCAAUACCAGAAGCAUUUAUUGACUGAUCUCAAAAGUGUUGGCUUACCAGGGUUGGUGGAGCCCUCAGUUUCAUCUUUGCCUCGCAAAGCUAACUCAAACACUCCGCAAAACUUCACACACUGGAUUAGCCGGCUGAGGAUGUGGCGGUUCUUGCUAAUGUCGUAGUAAAUAUAUUUGUUAUAGUGAAUAUGGAAUAUGAUAUGUUGAGUAAAAUGUUGUGCUAAGAUCUAUUUAGGUCAGGAGCUGGUUAUAAGUUCUGUUCCUAUCCAAUAACAAUGGACAAAAGGGUCCUAUCUUGUCAGCCUUGUCAGCAGGUGGCCAAGGACAACACCCACGCCAUAGGCCUCUCAGUUCUUCCAACUCACGAGUUCUUGCUCUGAGGACACACACACACACAAACACACACACACACACAUCAUCACUGUUAAACACACACACACACACAUCAUCACUGUUAAACACACACACACACACACACACACACAAAAAUCCCCUCUCUUAGGCUGAACAUUUGAAGACAGAGAACCCGACUCAGAGCCAAUGCAACAGUGACAGUAGCCUGCAGGGGACCUCGCCCAACUCAUCAGGACCAAUCAGAAGAUCAGAACUACUAGAUUGAACCUACUUCAUUUAUUGCAUAAAAUGUCUGCACACAAUGUUUCGGGGCUCUCUUCAGAUAAUAAUAAUAAUAAUAAUAAUAAUAAUAAUAAUAUGCCAUUUAGCAGACGCUUUUAUCCAAAGCGACUUACAGUCAUGCGUGCAUACAUUUUUGUGUAUGGGUGGUCCCGGGGAUCGAACCCACUACCUUGGCGUUACAAGCACCAUGCUCUACCAGCUGAGCUACAGAAAGUGGAUACUCAUGGAUGCGCAUUGCAAUUGUAAAAUGUCAACACAAUUGGAGACACCACGUAAUUUUUGGAGACAUGUUAUUGACAGUAAACUAUUGUAGAUGCGACUGCUAACUAACUAAAACAUUUUAGCUGGCUAGCUAAUCAUCUUAGCUAAAUGUGGGGCAAACAAUUCAGUUAUUUACCGUUAAUUUGAGGGAUUGGGGUGAAAGAAAUCGAGUUACAUAGUGAUACUUUACGAUAUACUGUAUUGACAAUAUCGCAAUAUUUUAGCGCUAGUUGGCUGUACCUGCACCAAAACACCAUUAUUGUUCCUUCAUAGCUUGUUCUCAAUCUUUUCACAUUGGGAGCCAAUUUGUUUUCAGCACUUUUAUUUCCAUGACUGAUCAAAACUCGUUCUCAUGGCUUUCUGAUCCCUCUGCAACAGACAUAUGGUGCGCAAUAAAAUCACAGUAUCGAAUCGCAAUACGUAUAGAAUCAUGAGACUCGCAAUGCUGAUGCAUAUAUCUUAUCGUGAGGUUCCUGGCAAUUCCCAGCCCAAGUUCAUUUGCCACAACAAAUCUCUUCGCUAGCAAACGCGAUGUCUUCUCCAAAACGGCAAUGUGUCUCCAGCAAUGUUUACUUUUUUGACGUUCUAUGGCAUCUCCACUUUCCAAGCAUAUAUGACCACAUGUAAUAUUUUGGUAAGUGAUGCAAAUAGUGAACUAUGUAGGGCCAGGAUGUAAAAUAUAUGUAGCUGCAGCAAUUUCUCUUAUCUGAUAUGGUAAGUAAUGGGGCUUAAUUUAUAGCUCCCUAAGAGUUUGACGAACGGGUCCGUGAACGCGAUUCCAGAUAUAUUUACCUCUGAAUAAACUGCCUUUAUUACACCAUAUCCACAUCCAGUAAACUUGUGAUUAUCAACACUAACCUCAUCGUUGUGGCGGCGGACAGCUAGCCUGUAUCCCUCGUCAUCCAGUUGAGUGAGUGGCAAUGUCUUUUUUCGUUCGUACCAAUUUUUGGAAAAUCCUCGGGUGUAGGACUUUCCGCCUUUAGUAGAAACCUGUUGAAUUAUUAAAUUUGGUCUGGGAGGUCCUAAUUGUUUCGUUGCCAAUUUAUCUUCAUUUGUUCGCCGACAAAAAGGAACUUCUUUCAAACAAUCCACUCUUUUCUCAGUUACGUUCAUGGUUACGUAACGUAUGACGAAAGCGCGUAAGUGCAAGCCCACAGACACCCAUUGAGAUUGUAUUGAAGGCUCUGAAAUUUGAAAAAAAUAGAUUUUACAUGGGAGUCUAUGACAGAAGUUCUGGGCGAUUUUCAAUCUGACUGAAAUCGCCCCAAAAGGGGGUGGAGCCAUUUGAAGCACGACUUUAGCCUGAUUCGACAUUUAGUGGCAGUGUGGCACUGUGGCAGAUCAGACGUAUAGAUUACAACACUGAUAACUACUGUUGCCGUGAUAUAAUUGAUUAGAAAAAAAAUCCCUUCCUUUUCCCGUUUGGCAGUGCGUCGCCCAUAUCGCCCUAUUGAACAGGCCGUCCCUGCUAUCCAACACUGCUAACUACAGAUUGUUACACCAGAUAAUGUGAUUUUAUUCUGUAGCUACAUCACUGCAUACUCCCUAUUCAUGAACCUGACUAUCCUGAUUGAUUGCUCCUACCUUGGUUUGGUUGCUUGGUUACUUAACUAAUGGCAUUAGGUUAAUGUCAUUCGAGGUUACUCAGCCCACCAUGGGGGGCUAGUCUCAUUCCAUGACUCAAAAUCCACUACUAACUACACUGAUGUCAGAAUAAGUCUCAGCUUAUUACUUUUUAGCAAGUGUUUCAGUAUACCACACCUAAAGAUUAAAGGUAGACUUUGUAGGAUACAUUAUGCCUUACAACAGCCUUGUUAUGCCCUUAGACCAACAUGUAGUUUAUUUAUAAGUGAUCGUGCCUCCAUUUCCCAGAUUGCAACACAGCCAGCCCCAGGAAGGGGAUGCUCCCCCGUCCAAUCGUCCGGAGACGUCCAGCGCCAAGACUCUGAUGGACAUCGGUACCCGCAGGAUCUUCAACGACGACCAUGACAUCAUUUUACAUUUUACAUUUUAGUCAUUUAGCAGACGCUCUUAUCCAGAGCGACUUACAGUUAGUUAUUUUUUCAUAUUAUUUUUUUUAGACCCCCUGUGGGAAUCGAACCCACAACCCUGGCGUUGCAAACGCCAUGCUCUACCAACUGAGCUACAUCCCUGCCGGUCAUUCCCUCCCCUACCUUGGACGACGCUGGGCCAAUUGUGCGCCGCCCCAUGGGUCUCCCGGUCGCGACCGGCUGCCAUGUUCAGGGAGAGUGUCCGACGUUUCUGGACAGAGGAGGUGGUGCCCUACCACAAGGAGUAUGUAUUGCCUGUCUGUAACCAUCUCCGCAUGUGCCUAGUGUUGCCCAUCAGGGUCCUGUUCAUUAAUCACCAAACGGUAGGAAACUGACUGAAACAAACAGGGAGGAGCCAGCUGUAAAACGCUUGUUUUCCAUUGCAGAACGUUUUGAAAUGGUUUUGCUACUGUGUGACAUAAUAAACAGGACCUUGAUGAACAAGCUUUUUCCCCCCCAGUGAACUGAAUGGUUUUGAUGAUGUGAUUUAUAUUGUGAUGAUGACACAAUGCUAACUUAAGGUAUUAUCUCUGUCUUCCCUCCCCUCUCCCCCCUCCAGGUGGGAGAAGGCAGGUAUGGUGAGCAGGGAGCUAUGGCAGAAGGCUGGGGAGCAGGGUCUGUUGGGGAUCCUCACUCCAGAGGAGCACGGUGGGAUCGGAGGAGAUCUGCUGUCUGCAGCUGUGAUGUGGGAGGAGCAGUGAGUAUCUUGUCCUGAUCUGGGAUCAGCUCCCCACUGUCCGUAUAAUCAUAUUCAUAAUGAUCUAAACUGAUCCUAGAUCAGUACUCAUACUCCGAUACGCUAUAUGAAUACAGACCCUGGUGUAGGAGUGGGUUGAUUGGCUAGUGUUUCCCCAAGCUCUAUUGCUAUGACCAUGGGCGUAUAUGAGAAUGUAGUAGUUGUGAUACAUUUCAAACAACUGACUUAACUUAGAUGGCUACUGAUCUAAAUGCUAUUCUGUCAACAGGCUUUGUGUUGUACUGAAAGUCAGAGGGGAUAAUAAUAGGACUCACACCCUCCCACCCACCCACCCACACACACACUCCGACCCACCCACCCACCCACACACACACACCCACACACACACACACCCACCCACUCACACACACCCUCCCACUCACACACACCCACCCACCCACCCACUCACACACACCCACUCCCACCCACUCACUCCCACACACACACACCCACCCACCCUCCCACCCACUCCCACCCACUCUCCCACCCAGUCACACAUAGCAGACCCCUCUCCUCACCCUGUCUCUCUUUUUGUCUUCGAGGAUGUACUCUAACUGCUCUGGCCCAGGCUUCACCCUCCACUCGGAGAUUUGCAUGCCCUACAUCAGUAACUACGGCUCCAAGGAACAGAUCGAUCGCUUCAUACCGCAGAUGGCUGCUGGGACCUGCAUCGGGGCUAUCGCCAUGACGGAGCCAGGAGCUGGCAGGUGAGGACUUUUAACACUACUGGGCAAAGCUGAGCCAAGCUGAGCUGUACUGUGCUGGUCUGGUUACACAUCCACUUGAGUUGUUGGUACCCUACUGGAAAGGAUGAUGUGAAAAGAAAAUAUCCAAGCAGGCACAGUACGGUCUGGGUCGGCACCAUGGUGUGAAAAGGGUAUUAAUGGUUCAUUUAAUAGGCUAUACUUUCAACAUGAGAAUUUGACGAUGUUAAGGUCAAUGUGGGGUCAUUCUGCCUGUUUUCUGUUUUCAUUAUAAUGUGUGCUCCAACUUCUACCUCUGUCUAGCCAAUAGCAGUCCAUCCUAAAGAUCCUCUCUUCUCUCCUUUCUACCCAGUGACCUCCAAGGUGUCAGGACGUACGCUAAGAAGGACGGCGAUGACUGGAUCCUCAACGGUAACAAGGUGCGUUCAGGGUGGAUGUGGUUUAACCAGACUAGGGUUGUGUUUAGUUGGGCACACCGUAGCAAAACGUUUUGCAGUGGAGAAUGAAAAUCAGUUUUCUUCUUUGACAAAUUUGAGUAGUACCUCCCCCGUUUCAAAAUGUUUUCUCCCAACUGAACAUGACCCAUGUCAUUGACCUCUGUCCCUUGACCCGCAGGUGUUCAUCAGCAACGGUUGUAUGGCCGACAUGGUGAUCGUGGUGACCGUAACGAACCGCGAGGCGAAAACAGCGGCCCACGGGAUCAGCCUCUUUCUGGUGGAGAAAGGAAUGCCGGGCUUCCAGGCGGGCAAGAAGCUGGAAAAGAUUGGCCUGAUGGCACAGGUACAGUCAGAAAUCUAAAUCGCUCAUUUUUUAACCCCAUCUCGUUAAGGGGCCAUUUUGACCACCUGGCUGGGUUCAAAUACUUUGAUUGAAACUGCAUGUAGAACCAGAUGGAUGGGUUGCACUUUUUGGACUCUUCCAUUGGUUCCAUUGCGCUGGGCAAGCUCAGUCGAAGGCAGCUAAAGUAUUUGAAAGAAAACAAACACUAUUGAAUCCAGGUCUGGUCAAAUAAAAAGACCCCUCGUUGCUUCAAACAGUCGGUUUGACAUUGACGUCCCUUGAGAAGUGGGUUCAGAUGACCAGAAGGGGUCACUGUCAUGCCAGCCCAGUAUAGAACAGCCAUUACCUUCUAUAUACACUGCUCAAAAAAAUUAAGGGAACACUUAAACAACACAAUGUAACUCCAAGUCAAUCACACUUCUGUGAAAUCAAACUAUCCACUUAGGAAGCAACACUGAUUGACAAUACAUUUCACAUGCUGUUGUGCAAAUGGAAUAGACAACAGGUGGAAAUUAUAGGCAAUUAGCAAGACACCCCCAAUAAAGGAGUGGUUUUGCAGUUGGUGACCACAGACCACUUCUCAGUUCCUAUGCUUCCUGGCUGAUGUUUUGGUCACUUUUGAAUGCUGGCGGUGCUUUCACUCUAGUGGUAGCAUGAGACGGAGUCUACAACCCACACAAGUGGAUCAGGUAGUGCAGCUCAUCCAGGAUGGCACAUCAAUGCGAGCUGUGGCAAGAAGGUUUGCUGUGUCUGUCAGCGUAGUGUCCAGAGCAUGGAGGCGCUACCAGGAGACAGGCCAGUACAUCAGGAGACGUGGAGGAGGCCGUAGGAGGGCAACAACCCAGCAGCAGGACUGCUACCGCCGCCUUUGUACAAGGAGGAGCAGGAGGAGCACUGCCAGAGCCCUGCAAAAUGACCUCCAGCAGGCCACAAAUUUUAUUUUAUUUAUUUUAUUUCACCUUUAUUUAACCAGGUAAACCAGUUGAGACCAAGUUCUCAUUUACAACUGCGACCUGGCCAAGACAAAUGUGCAUGUGUCUGCUCAAACGGUCAGAAACAGACUCCAUGAGGGUGGUAUGAGGGCCCGACGUCCACAGGUGGGGGUUGUGCUUACAGCCCAACACCGUGCAGGACGUUUGGCAUUUGCCAGAGAACACCAAGAUUGGCAAAUUCGCCACUGGCGCCCUGUGCUCUUCACAGAUGAAAGCAGGUUCACACUGAGCACAUGUGACAGACGUGACAGAGUCUGGAGACGCUGUGGAGAACGUUCUGCUGCCUGCAACAUCCUCCAGCAUGACCGGUUUGGCGGUGGGUCAGUCAUGGUGUGGGGUGGCAUUUCUUUGGGGGGCCGCACAGCUCUCCAUGUGCUCGCCAGAGGUAGCCUGACUGCCAUUAGGUACCGAGAUGAGAUCCUCAGACCCCUUGUGAGACCAUAUGCUGGUGCGGUUGGCCCUGGGUUCCUCCUAAUGCAAGACAAUGCUAGACCUCAUGUGGCUGGAGUGUGUCAGCUGUUCCUGCAAGAGGAAGGCAUUGAUGCUAUGGACUGGCCCGCCCGUUCCCCAGACCUGAAUCCAAUUGAGCACAUCUGGGACAUCAUGUCUCGCUCCAUCCACCAACGCCACGUUGCACCACAGACUGUCCAGGAGUUGGCGGAUGCUUUAGUCCAGGUCUGGGAGGAGAUCCCUCAGGAGACUAUCCGCCACCUCAUCAGGAGCAUGCCCAGGCGUUGUAGGGAGGUCAUACAGGCACGUGGAGGCCACACACACUACUGAGCCUCAUUUUGACUUGUUUUAAGGACAUUACAUCAAAGUUGGAUCAGCCUGUAGUGUGGUUUUCCACUUUAAUUUUGAGGGUGACUCCAAAUACAGACCUCCAUGGGUUGAUACAUUUGAUUUCCAUUGAUAAUUUUUGUGUGAUUUUGUUGUCAGCACAUUCAACUAUGUAAAGAAAUAAGUAUUUAAUAAGAUUAUUUCAUUCAUUCAGAUCUAGGAUGUGUUAUUUUAGUGUUCCCUUAAUUUUUUUGAGCAGUGUAUAAUAACCGUUUUCUCUCUGACCCCAGGACACGGCCUAGCUGUUCUUUGAGGACGUGCGUCUCCCUGCUUCUGCCCUGCUGGGACAGGUCAACAAGGGCUUCUACUACCUGAUGAAUGAGCUGCCACAGGUACACAACGACACCUUUCAGAGAUGAAUUACACUUGCAUUAUACCAGGGUUGGGGUCAGUUACAUUUUGAUUUAGGAAGUAAGCUGAAAUUGCAAUUGUAUUUAUUUAAAAAGCAACGAGUGAAUUGACCUCUAACCUAUUCUAUGUACUUGAUUAUCACAAAGGUAUUGCUAUAACUAGUAGCUACAAACCGCCUCAUUAUUACUACUCCUCACCUUCCCUGUUCCUCCUCGUUCUUCCAGGAGCGCCUGCUGAUUGCAGACAUGGCCAUCGCCAGCAGUGAGUUCAUGUUUGAGGAGACCAGGAACUAUGUGACACAGAGGAAGGCUUUCGGCAAGACCAUCGCUCACCUUCAGGUUGGAUAACGUUAUCUUUGACUGGUGUUUCUGCUGUAGCAACCAGUGGCGUAUUCAGUCUAGUGGACCACUGACUCUAUCGGGGCGGUAGGUAACCUAGGUUAGAGAAGCUGAAAAAAAGUGGGGACUGAACUGGCAACUAGAAGGCUGCUGGUGUCAGAUCAUGUCUCUCCUGCCGUUGUGCCCUUGAGCAAGGCACUUAACCCAAAACUAGCUCCAUAGAACACAUUUCUGUUUGAUCAAAUGAAGGAAUGAAGUUGUAUUGUAUUAUGUUGAAGUGAUCCACUAACUCCAUCCCCCUGUCUCUUGGCCUGGUGCAGACAGUGCAGCACAAGCUGGCAGAGCUGAAGACUGAGAUCUGUGUGGGCCGCUCCUUUGUAGACAACUGUCUCCAGCUCCACUCAGAGAAACGCCUGGACUCUCAAACAGCCUCUAUGGCCAAGUAUUGGUGAGAACACAACCAAAUACUACUUACCCCUCUUUUACCAGCUUUACGGUACUCCAGUCAAGAACUGUCAGUAUGUUUGACAGGUAAAGUGCACUUGAACACACAGCUACCCUUAUGGAUUUAAAGGGAGUGGAUUGGUAUUAGAAUGAUGCUGGAUAUUUCUUUCCAGCCAAUGCUUUUAAAUCCAUGAUUAAGAGUUUGGAAGUGCACACUUCAGGGAGAAGAGCAGAGAAAUGUGAUCUCUCCUAUAUCGUCUGAGUGUUGUGUUGUUGGCAGGGCGUCUGACCUCCAGAACUCUGUGGCCACCCGGUGUCUGCAGCUCCACGGGGGCUGGGGCUACAUGUGGGAGUACCCCAUCGCCAAGUGAGUGACAGUGAGACGUUUGUGUGUCAUGGAGAUAUACAAUAUUUUUCUAUUUAAUUCUAUGCUGUCUGUGCAUAUGAAAAUCCUCUCUCGCUCUCCGUCAGGGCGUUUGUGGACUCCCGUAUCCAGCCCAUCUAUGGAGGCACCAAUGAGAUCAUGAAGGAGCUGAUCGCCCGCAGUAUCGUCAGCCAGAAGUGAGGGAGACGUCCCAGUGACAUCACCAUGGAGGAGAGCUGGGGAGUGGUUAACAUAAGAGGCUCUUACACCAACAGCAGUUUUGACUGGGUUAGCUACUUAGCUUGUUGUCGGUGCCUUUUAAAGUGAUUGUCAUGGUGACUGAAGGUAGGCCAGUGGUAUGUCUGGGGUGAAUCUGAACUUUCACUUAAGUCAAAUUUUCACUUAGUCUCCCAUUGACUUCAAUGCAUGACUGAGAUAAAAUGGACUUAAGUGGAACUUAGGAUUCACUCCUCUUUGAAUAAGCAUGGACUGAAAUAAUAGAUAUUUAGGGUUUCUCUAUUUAAUUUAUUUGCUAAUAUUGCCUGGGAAUAUGUGGUUUUAACGCUCUAGAUGUAGGGUUGUUUAUCCCUUUCCUUGGGCAUCUACAAGGCAAACAAUAUUUUAUUGAAUCCAUCCAUACAUCCUUUCACACUUGAAAUCUCAAGAGAUUGAAACAAUGAUCAAAUGCACAGAAUGAAAUUGUAUAUUUUUUAAAAACCACCUUUGUUUGUGUCCAACUGUUUGUCCUGGUGUGUUUAUGGGGGUAGAAAACGAAAUGGUAUAGUCACGUAAGUUAGAAUGUUCUAGUUUGAAUGAAAGAUGUUACAGUAUUUUAUCCAUCCAUGUGCCUUUUGUCCAAACCGGAAGUACCCUUGCUCUCUUCUACUUAUAACUAUUAAUGAUCAUCAUUAAAACACCACAACAAGCCAUGUAUUAGAACAUUGCAGUACGUUUGGUUGUUGUAUUAGAUUUGUUUUCUUUUAUCUAAACGCCACCUUAAUGUUGAUUUGAAAUAUAAUAUUGCUUGUUUAUUAAAGUUAUACAAUUUUGGUGAUCCAUUUUACAA
Coregonus sp. 'balchen' is the source of this 18383-nucleotide messenger RNA. NCBI's taxonomy places the organism in Eukaryota, Metazoa, Chordata, Actinopteri, Salmoniformes, Salmonidae. The record is from the annotation of a GenBank genome assembly.